UGCUAGCUGAGCUAACUUGACAGUUGGCUCGAAUUUAAAAUCAAGUUUAAAACGCCGGGAGGCAAACUUCAGCCUGUUUAUCUAGGUAACGCCAUACUAAAUGGUUUAGCGAUAUAGUAGUUGGACACACUUUAUACUCUUGAGGACGAGUUGAUAUGUGUCUAUUUAAUUGUAACAUUUCAUUUCCUCGUUGAAAACUAAACGAAACAGUGGACGGUUUCUUUGUUUGAUUUGACCUCCAGUGGGAGCCUACAGGUUAGGUAGUUUUAGCUAGCUAAUCCGAGUUGAGAUAACUAAUCCGCGUUUGAAAAUCCUUUCACACUUCUCAGGACACAGUUGAAGAGAGUCGAGGAAGAGGAGUGUCUUACUCCAACGUCCGUCAAAAUAAAGACGUCAAGGUUCCGCUCAACAAGUUACCAAAACUCACAAGUUUGGUGGUUGGACAUUUCUUAGACCGAAUGGAAACUUAACGUAAACUCACAUUAAUUGCGCCUGAAAGAAUGCGAAUAAACUUGAAGUCUUAAAACGGAAACGCAAGGAGGCGUGUGAAAUUUAAAGUGUCACUUCAGCCGUAGGUGCCAGCCGAGUGCAGCUCUUCUUCGGGGCAUGAAACCUAAAUCCAGUUUUGCAUCGAGGAACGAAGCGACACGAUGGCAGCCUACGUAAGAAGGAGUCGACCUAAGUUACUUUUUUUUAUCUUUGGUGUCACUUUAGUGGGAUAUCUAGUAUUUUUCAGACACAACUCCCCCGGGGAAGUGAGCGCGACGAACCGACGAGAGGCCCCCGGAGUGCGAGAGGCGACACAUGAACAGCUUAAGAAACCCGUCUACGAGAAGCCCCCCUUGGAUUUAAAUGCCCUGGGUGAAAUGGGCAGAGCCGUCAAACUGAAUCUGAACGGAGAGGAGAAAAGAAAAGAGGAGGAAAGCAUCAAAAAGCAUCAGAUUAACACUUAUGUCAGUGAUAAAGUGUCACUACACCGCACGCUGCCAGAGAGAUGGGACCCACUUUGCAGAGACCUGAAGUAUGACUACCUGUCCCUGCCAACAACCUCCGUGGUUAUCGCCUUCUACAACGAGGCCUGGUCCACCCUCUUGAGGACAGUCCACAGUGUGCUGGAGACAUCGCCUGACAUCCUGCUGAAAGAGGUGGUGCUGGUGGACGACUAUAGCGAAAGUGCUCAUCUGAAGGAGCCAUUGGAGAAGUACAUCUCAGGUUUGAGGAAGGUGCGUCUGAUCCGGGCCACCAAGAGGGAGGGGUUGGUGCGGGCCCGGUUGUUAGGGGCGUCCAUUACCACGGGUGAUGUACUGACCUUCCUGGACUGUCACUGCGAGUGCCAUGAAGGCUGGUUGGAACCCCUGCUCCACAGGAUCAAAGAGGAGCCAUCAGCUGUGGUGUGUCCUGUCAUUGAUGUGAUCGACUGGAACACCUUCCAGUAUUUAGGGAACUCAGGCGAACCUCAGAUUGGGGGGUUCGAUUGGCGGUUGGUCUUUACUUGGCACGCUGUCCCAGAGUACGAACAGAAACGCCGUCGCUCGGCCAUUGAUGUCAUCAGGUCUCCUACUAUGGCAGGUGGUCUGUUUGCUGUAAGCAAGAACUACUUCCAUUACUUGGGGACAUACGACACAGGGAUGGAGGUGUGGGGAGGAGAGAACCUGGAAUUCUCCUUCAGGAUUUGGCAGUGUGGGGGCAGCCUGGAGAUCCACCCAUGCUCCCAUGUGGGUCAUGUGUUCCCUAAAAAGGCCCCUUACUCACGGAGCAAAGCUCUGGCAAACAGCGUGAGAGCCGCUGAGGUCUGGAUGGAUGAAUACAAAGAGAUCUACUACCAUCGAAACCCCCACGCACGACUGGAGGCCUUUGGAGAUGUGACAGAGCGGAAGAAGCUUAGAGAGAAGCUGGGCUGUAAGAACUUCAGGUGGUAUCUGGAUAAUGUUUACCCCGAUAUUCACGUCCCAGAGGAUAACCCAGGCAUGUUUGGAAUGCUGAAGAACCGGGGAAAGACAAACUACUGUUUUGACUACAACCCUGCAGAUGAAAACGUGGUAGUGGGCCAAAGGGUCAUCCUCUACCCGUGUCACGGCAUGGGUCAGAACCAGUUCUUUGAAUACUCCAUGGAUGGUGAGAUCCGCUAUAACACAAGGGACCCUGCUGGAUGCAUUGCGGGUGACAACAUCAGUACCUACCUGACUGUUCACCUGUGUAGAAAACGAGGGGAACCUGUAUCUGCAGACCAGAAAUUUGUCUUCCGAGAGGACGGGAGCCUGUACCAUGUGGUGAGCCAGAAGUGUGUUCAGGCGUUAGACAAGACAGACAACGGGACACCAGCCCCCUCACUCCAACCUUGCUCUGACAGCCUCUACCAAAAGUGGUUCUUUGAGGAGAGAAUGUAACGGUAUCAACCUACAAUAUACAGUAUAUACAAAUAUAUAUUUUUCAAUCAGGGCCAAUAUCCUGAGGAGGGAUAUGGGUGGAUUGAAAUAAAUGCUUUUUGAUAUGUUUGCCUUGCCCUAAAAGGAGCCCAAAGGAGGAAGCGUCUGUGCUCCCUUCCAAACUUCAACCUUUGCACAUUUCUGUGCCAGCUGGAUUUAAUAGACCAAUAGAAAAUUAUACUGAUAAUUAUGCUGAUGAGAUACUUUGUGUGUGUGUGUCGGAAUAUAUAUAUAUAUAUAUAUAUAUUUAGGAAAAAUAUUUUCUUGUAUUGUUGUUUUUCUAAUCAAGGAGAUACUUGAGAAUUAUUGAUGACCUGCACGUUUUUUUUUCUUGUUUUUCAUUUACACACUCCACUACUGGUAAAAUGUUUGAGAAUGAGAUAAAUUUAACUGACUUGCUUUAUGUACACAUGGACAAACACGGAAACACCUGUGUGCACCUGUCUGAAUGAAAAUAAUAACUUAUACCUCUGUCAACAAGCUCGGAGCCUCUUGUGAGCUAGUGGCUGACAUUAUUUUUCAGAACCAUAUCAUGAGGCAUUUUAAAAUGUUUGCAUCGUCUCCUGUAGAGGGGGCCAACGCUCCUCUCUGCAGGUUCCUUUCUUUCACUGUGUUGUCUGUUUGUCAAGAGAAAGUGGGACAAAUCUACAGAUAUUUUGUUAAGAACCUUUUCAGGACAUUUUGAGUGCUUGCUACUCUUACAUACUAGUGGCUUCGAAAAAAAGCCUUAGAUCACAGGCAUUAUGAAAGUACCUAGUACCUCUUCAUAUUAAUCACCUAACUACUGAUAACAGGAGAAAAUCCAGUGUUAUUCCGUUCUGCUUUGUCUAAAGUAAUUUUGCGAUGCAUAUUUAACUGAGGUAAAAUUACAUGUUUCAUUUAGCUAGUUUUGUAGUAAUUUUUGUAACUUUUUUCCUCGACGUGGUGUACUUGCCUGUUUUGUGCUCUGUAAAUGGUGUACAGCUUCAAAAGACUAAAUCAUAGCCAUAUUUGAUGGAUUUACUUCA
Siniperca chuatsi (mandarin fish) is the source of this 3433-nucleotide messenger RNA. RefSeq names its product UDP-N-acetyl-alpha-D-galactosamine:polypeptide N-acetylgalactosaminyltransferase 12 (gene galnt12). The coding region runs from base 651 to 2387 and encodes 578 amino acids. Gene Ontology annotation, cellular component: Golgi apparatus. The record is from RefSeq and is a predicted model, not a curated record. Lineage: Eukaryota; Metazoa; Chordata; Actinopteri; Centrarchiformes; Sinipercidae. The transcript is spliced from 10 exons.